CGUUAAACAUGGCUGUUACUAUCAUGGGAAAGGCCUUUCGUGCCAAGGAACUGGUUACUGUUGGCUUGAAGUCUAAGUUCUACGGACUUGCGAAGGAUGAUGUUCAAAGAAUCUGUGCCAAACUGGGAUUGUAUCCAAUGAUGCGUAUGCACCAAUUAUCAGAACAACAGAUCUUGGGUAUAACCAAGGAGCUCUCGGAGCUCACGAUAGAAGGUGAUGCAAGAGCAGUCAUUCGUCAAAAUAUUGCUCUUAAGAGAGCCAUUGGGUCUUACUCAGGUAUUAGACAUGCCAUGGGUCUUCCAGUUCGUGGUCAAAAGACAAGAACAAACGCAAAGACUGCUAGAAAACUUAAUAGAAUCGAGAGAAGAGGAUACUCCACAUAUGCUGGUGCUAGCAUUCAGCAGGAGACAGGUGUUUUUGGCGCGUUCAAAAACUUCCUCAAGCCCUUCUUUUAGAUCAAGAGAAGAAGGAUCACAUUUAUUAAGCGCACAACAUUUCCGGUACAUAGGUUUAUCUGUCUUAUUCAUGACGGGUUGAUGUAAAUAUAUUAUAUUGUAUGUCACAGACUAUAGUCCUCUCUAAAUGGUUCCCACUCCAGUUCUGUUAAGUGUCUCAUUGUUGGCCUACCGUGGGGACAGUUCCAGGGUUUAUCCAAAUCUCCAAGGUUAGAGACAACCUGAGACAUCUGCCUAUGAGAUAGGUGUUUUCCAAUCAUUAUUGAUUUUCGGCAG
Williopsis jadinii is the source of this 731-nucleotide messenger RNA. It is a transcript of the gene SWS2, whose product is annotated as mitochondrial 37S ribosomal protein uS13m. The record is from RefSeq and is a predicted model, not a curated record. Gene Ontology annotation, cellular component: mitochondrion; ribosome; small ribosomal subunit. Gene Ontology annotation, molecular function: RNA binding; structural constituent of ribosome. NCBI's taxonomy places the organism in Eukaryota, Fungi, Ascomycota, Saccharomycetes, Phaffomycetales, Wickerhamomycetaceae. Bases 9 to 455 code for a protein of 148 amino acids. Gene Ontology annotation, biological process: translation. The transcript has a single exon.